AUGGAGCAGAUAGAAUUUCCUUCCCACGACCCGACACAUCUACAUGGGGGCUGGAAUUUGUUCAGUCAGCUCCCGGUGAUGUUCUUGAGUUCGGAAACCACUCGGAACCUGCUGGCAACUCACCCCAAUUUAGCCGCAAAUUUCACCGCUUCUUCCCUGUUUCUUUCUUGCCCCUGUAACGAUGGCUGGGGUCCAGUUUCGCCCACUUUGAGUGAUAUCACUCCGUGCUUUCUCCAGGGUGCCUUGAUGGGAGCCGCGGCUUUGUUUAUGGUGGUUUGUGGUGCCUGGCAAAUCCAAUCGCUUCGCACCACCAAAUCGUCAAUUGCCAAUCGAGUGGGAUGGCCGUUUUACACCAAGUUGGUGCUCGUGGCGGUGCUGGUAGUGCUUGCUGCUGCCCAGGCGGUGGCGUAUACGGAGUCUGGGAUCAUCCGGACGUCGGUAAUUGUCAAUUUUGUGGCGACAAUUGUGGCCCUUGGACUUCAUUACAUCGAGCAAUUUAAGUCUAUCAUUCCUAGCGGAGUUCUUCUCUCAUACUGGUUGCUCGAGGUCAUUUUCGGGCUUGGAAAGGUCAUCAACCUCAACUUGAGGCACCAGUUGGACACAAAUUAUGCUGUUUUUUCAAUCUUGUUCUUGGUAACAGCCUUUUUGAUUUUGGCGAUCGAAAUGCUGUUUCCAAUGGAACCGCUCGACCCAUCGCAGAAAAGCCGUUCUCCCCAUGAAAGAGCCAACUUGUUCUCUCGUAUAACUUUCACCUGGAUGGCUCCGUUGAUGAAAAAGGGUUACGUUCAAUACUUGACCGAAUACGACCUUCCACCAUUGCCCAACUUCUUAAAGUCGAGCACCACCUCUCAGCUGUUCCUCCACAACUGGGAAAACCAGCGCGGAAACAAGUCUCUCGUCAGCGCUCUUUCCAAGUCUUUUGGAGCGGACUUUCUCCUCGGUGGUUUGUUCAAGGGUCUUCAAGAUUGUGCUGCUUUCAUCCAGCCUCAGCUCUUGAGAUUGCUCAUCAAGUUUGUCAACGAGUACUCUGAGUCCCUAAAAGCGGGCAAGCCAAUUCCUCUCACCAGAGGUCUCAUGAUCGCUGGCUCGAUGUUCAUUGUUUCUGUGGGUCAAACUACUUGUUUGCACCAGUAUUUCGAGCGUGCUUUCGAUAUGGGAAUGAAGUUCAAGUCGUCUUUGACUAGUGUCAUCUACAACAAAUCAUUGGUGUUGUCGAAUGAAACAAAGCAAGCCUCUACCACCGGUGAUAUCGUCAACCUCAUGUCUGUCGAUGUCCAGAGAUUGCAAGAUUUGACCCAAAACAUUCAAAUCAUUUGGUCGGGACCUUUCCAGAUUAUUUUGUGUUUGGUCUCGUUGUACAAUCUUCUCGGAAACUCGAUGUGGGCCGGAGUGUGUAUCAUGUUAAUCAUGAUCCCACUUAAUGGAGUCAUUGCUAGAUACCAAAAGAAGUUGCAAAGAACUCAAAUGAAGAACAAGGACGAAAGAUCCAGAUUGAUAAGCGAAAUCAUGAACAAUAUCAAAUCUUUGAAGUUGUACGGAUGGGAAAAGCCCUAUCUCGAUCGUCUCAAUUUUGUCAGAAACGAAAAGGAACUCAAAAACUUGAAACGGAUGGGUAUCUUCAGUGCUGUUUCUAUCUGUACCUGGACUUUCGCCCCAUUCAUGGUCUCGUGCUCUACUUUUGCGGUAUAUGUCUACACCCACCCAGAUGAAGCACUUCUGACUGAUAUCGUUUUCCCUGCCUUGUCGCUUUUCAACUUGCUUUCUUUUCCUUUGGCGGUGAUUCCCAACGUGAUCACUAACAUUGUGGAAGCCCAAGUGGCCGUUUCAAGAUUGACCAAGUUCUUGAGCUCGCCCGAGUUGCAGCGUGAAGCGGUAAUCAAGUGUUCUCGUGCCACUAAGGUGGGAGAAGUUGCAGUUGCAAUCAAAAAUGGAACUUUCUUGUGGUCCAAGGCCAAGGGCACGGAAAACUACAAGGUUGCAUUGUCCAAUAUCAAUAUUGAAAGUAAGAAGGGAGAUUUGGACUGUAUUGUGGGGAAAGUUGGAUCUGGUAAGUCUUCUCUUUUGCAAUCUAUAUUGGGAGACCUCUAUAAAUUGGAUGGUGAAGUGAGAGUUCAUGGUAAGGUGGCUUAUGCCCCACAAGUUCCAUGGAUCAUGAACGGAACAGUCAAGGAUAACAUUAUCUUUGGUCACAAAUACGAUGCUGAGUUCUAUGAUCAUGUCAUAAAAGCUUGUGCUUUGAACAUUGACUUGAAAAUUCUUCCCAAAGGAGACAAGACCGAGGUUGGAGAAAAAGGAAUCUCGCUUUCUGGAGGUCAGAAAGCUCGUUUAUCUCUCGCUAGAGCGGUUUAUGCCCGUGCUGAUGUGUACCUUUUUGAUGAUCCAUUGAGUGCGGUGGACGAACAUGUUGGAAAGCACUUGAUAGAUCACGUUUUGGGUCCACUGGGUUUGCUUAAAACCAAGUGCAGAAUCUUGGCUACUAACAAUAUAGGUGUUUUGAGUGUAGCAGACAACUUGCACAUGAUUAGUGAUGGUCGUUUGGUUGAGCAAGGUACCUACGAAGAUGUGAUGAAGCAGGAAGAAGGUUUACUUCGCCAAUUGAUCACCGACUUUGGUAAGAAACGUGAGGGUUCAUCGACACCUCCUAGCGACAAAGAAGCAGAGACCAAGUCUGUUGUUGAAAACUUGGAUUCAGACUGCGAUAUCGACGUAGCAAGUCUCAGAAGAGCAUCAGAUGCUUCUUUUGCAGCUGACGAGGCCAGAGUUAUAGCUGAAACCGAGCAAAGUGACGAUGCUAAAGCUCGUAGAGAGCACUUGGAGCAGGGCAAGGUCAAGUGGGAUGUCUACUUAGAGUACGCCAAAGCUUGUAAUCCUUCCAGUGUUGUUCUUUUCUUGGUUACCACAGUACUUUCUAUGGUUGUCAGUGUGUGCUCGAAUGUUUGGUUGAAGCAUUGGUCUGAAGUUAACACAAAGUAUGGUUUCAACCCCAAUAUUACCAAGUAUUUGGGAAUUUACUUUUUGUUAGGAAUGGCUUCUUCCUUGUUGAUCUUGGUGCAAACUUGUGUGAUGUGGAUUUUCUGUACUAUUAGUGGGUCAAAGAAACUUCAUAACGCUAUGGCAGUUAGUGUCCUUCGGGCUCCUAUGUCAUUUUUCGAGACAACUCCUAUAGGAAGAAUCUUGAACAGAUUUUCCAACGAUAUCUAUAAAGUGGACGAGGUGUUGGGACGAGUGUUCGGCAUGUUUUUCAGUAACACUACCAAGGUCAUUUUCACCAUCAUCGUCAUCUGUUUCCUGACAUGGCAAUUCAUCUUCAUCGUGGCCCCACUUGGAGUCUUAUAUGUGUACUACCAACAGUACUACUUGAGAACUUCUCGUGAGUUGAGACGGUUGGAUUCGGUGUCAAGAUCGCCUAUCUUUGCCAACUUCCAAGAAUCCUUGAAUGGUGUAACUACUAUUCGUGCUUUCGACCAAGUUCUGAGAUUCAAGUUCUUGAACCAGUCCAGAAUUGACAAAAACAUGAGCGCUUAUCAUCCAGCAGUCAAUGCCAAUAGAUGGCUCGCUGUAAGAUUGGAGUUCUUGGGUUCGUUCAUCAUCUUGAGUGCUGCUGGUUUGGCCAUUUUGACGUUGAGAUCGGGACACUUGACAGCAGGUUUGGUGGGUCUUUCAGUCUCGUAUGCUUUGCAAGUUACUCAGUCGCUCAACUGGAUUGUUAGAAUGACUGUUGAGGUUGAGACGAACAUUGUCUCAGUAGAGAGAAUCUUGGAGUACUCCAGAUUGACUCCCGAGGCACCAGAAGUCAUUGAGAGUCACAGACCACCUACUCUGUGGCCACUGCAAGGUGAGAUCACCUUCAAGAACUACUCUACUCGCUACAGACCUGAGCUUGAUUUGGUGUUGAAAAACAUUAAUCUUUCUGUCAAGCCCCAUGAAAAGGUCGGUAUUGUGGGAAGAACUGGAGCUGGAAAGUCUUCCUUGACGUUGGCUUUGUUCCGUAUAAUCGAGGCAAGUGGAGGUAACAUCAAUAUUGAUGCAGUCGAUACAAGUGCCAUUGGCCUUGCUGACUUGAGACACAAGCUUUCCAUCAUUCCUCAAGAUUCUCAGGUAUUCGAGGGUAACAUUCGUUCGAACCUUGAUCCCAACAAUAGAUUCACCGAAGACCAAUUGUGGAGAGCUUUGGAGUUGUCCCAUUUGAAGGAUCAUGUUAUGAAGAUGUACGAAGAACGCAAUGAAGACGACGAAGCCGAGAAUGCUCUUGAUGUCAAGGUCAGCGAAGGUGGCUCGAACUUGUCGGUUGGUCAAAGACAAUUGAUGUGUCUUGCCAGAGCAUUGUUGGUGCCUUCGCAUGUUCUCAUUUUGGAUGAAGCAACGGCCGCUGUGGACGUUGAAACCGACCAAGUAUUGCAAGAAACUAUUCGAACUGAAUUCAAAGACAGAACGAUUUUGACCAUUGCGCAUAGAUUGAACACAAUCUUGGACUCCGAUAAAAUCAUUGUUCUUGAAAAUGGUGCGGUUGCUGAGUUUGAUUCUCCUCAAAGCUUACUAAAGAACAAAGACUCCCUUUUCUACGCUCUCUGCAAGCAGGGUGGAUUCGUGGAUGAUGACUAG
Molecule: messenger RNA, 4602 nt
Organism: Meyerozyma guilliermondii ATCC 6260
Lineage: Eukaryota; Fungi; Ascomycota; Pichiomycetes; Serinales; Debaryomycetaceae
Gene: YCF1
Product: ATP-binding cassette glutathione S-conjugate transporter
Exons: 1
Coding region: 1-4602 (1533 amino acids)
Biological process (GO): transmembrane transport
Cellular component (GO): membrane
Molecular function (GO): ABC-type transporter activity; ATP binding; bilirubin transmembrane transporter activity
Source: RefSeq, a predicted model, not a curated record